AUGAUCCCCAACUAGCUGAGGGUCAGCCCUCAGAUAUCCAGGCAGGAAGAAGAGACAAUGGACUCUGAGCAGGAUAAAGACUGUACCACUUCAGGGCACGGCCAGGGGCUGAAGUCAGAGUCCUCUUCCCAGACGGACUCUCUCUUACCUUCCCCCAGUGUGUCUCUGAUAUCACAGCUCCUCAGCCACCCAAUGGCUAGUAGGAGCCUGGAUGCUGCCAUCCUUUUCCCUUCUUCUCUGGCAGUGGCCCUGCCUCAGGACUACAAUUAUGAUGCAUCUGCUGGAGAAGAUGAGCAAGCCCUGGCGUUGCCCAGGACCCAUGUCCCAGCUUCUGUGCCCUGUGCUGGUGAGAGGGACCAGGUCUCCAGCCAGCACCUACAGGACCAACUCCCUGAGCAUCAUUUACGAGCCAAGCGGGCCAGGGUGGAGGGCAUCAUCCAAGGCAUGAGCCUCCCACCAACCCCUCACAUGUUUGGCAUCAGCCUGGAGGCAGCUUUCGGGCAUGAGAGAGAGAUGGUUGGUGAGAUGCCCUGGGAAAGCAAGAGAAAGCUGAGGGUGCCCCAGGAGGGCACAGGGACAGCCAGUCAAGUGGCCCCUACAGGGAAGAGCCACCAUGCCGAGGGUUGCCAGCAGCUGAAGGAGCAGCUCUGCAUUUUAGAGCAGCAGCUGAGGAGGCUUCAGGAGAGGUUCUCCCAGGUCUAUGACUCUAGAGAUGCUGCUCAAACCCAGGAAGGUGCUGAGAAAGUGCAUCCACUGCCUGGGAAGCCUGAAGACAAACUGGAUAAGGACAGUGCUACCAGUGAGCCACAAAAAGCACCUCUCUGGAGGAACAUCCUGGAGGUGCGUGGGCCAGAGGAGGAGGAAGACAGAGGUGACACGGGUAGCCUGCCCUCUGCAGAGGUGGUCCUCUCACAGGCAUUGAAGCAUGAGCUGUCUAGGGUGAUGUCCCGAGUGGUGGACAGUGUUCUGAAGACCGUCUGGCCAAAGGCAGCCAGUCACCUCCUGCAGCAGCACCGCAACCUCCUGGUGCCAGGGCCAGAUGCCAGGAAAGAGUAUUUUUCUGCUGGGAAAUGCAGAAAGCCACUUGCUAAGCCAUCUCCCAUAGAUGCACCAGGCUCACUGGGCUCACCCCAGGCCAAGACCCUGUCAGGAGCUUUAGGGGAGAGCCUAGGCUCUCAUAGGGUCUCCUUCAGUUCCAAGGGGGACAAAAAGGCCUCUCAGAUACCCAGCAUGGGUUAUUCACUGGGCUCGACUGUCCCCACUCAAGGCAGCCGUCUGCUGAGCCAUCUGCUGGGCUAUAGCCAGCACAGUCUCUGGAGCAGCAGCUCUUCUGGGAGCCCCUCUGACACAGAGAGGGGUCCCUCAGAGCCCCUUGACUUGCACUGGGGAACUGUCAAACUGAGAUCAUCAGUUGUGAGACAGCAGCAGCAACAGCCCCUGCCUCUGAGCCCUGCUGACAUGGAGAGCCUAGCACUGGUACCAGCUGGCAGGGAUGGCCACAGGGAGCUGCAGGCUGUGAUUGACAGGCGGCCUUUUGCCUCCACCCAUAUACAGGAGGCGCUGACCCCCAGCCACCUGAAGAAGGCCAAGCUGAUGUUUUUCUUCACUCGCUACCCUAGCUCCACUCUGCUGAAGACCUACUUCCUUGAUGUGCAGUUCAACCGCUACAUCACCUCGCAGCUCAUCAAAUGGUUCAGCAACUUCCGCGAGUUUUACUACAUCCAGGUGGAGAAGUUUGCCCGGCAGGCGCUGCUGGAGGGCGUCGCGGAUGCUGGCACCCUUGAGGUCUCCCGGGACUCAGAGCUUUUCCGUGCCCUGAACAUGCACUAUAACAAGGGGAAUGACUUCGAGGUGCCGGGGCGGUUCCUGGAGGUGGCCAGCCUGACGCUGCGGGAGUUCUUCACGGCCAUCAAGGCGGGCAAGGACGCCGACCCCUCCUGGAAGAAACCCAUUUACAAAGUAAUUUCCAGACUGGACAGUGAUAUCCCAGAAGGGUUCAAAGCCACUGGCUGCGCCCAGGAACUGCUCCGCAGCUGAGGCUCUCUGAAUGCAGCCACCAUCUGCUCAGUGCCUCACGGGCGUUUUGUACAGCAUUCGUUGUUCCAAAUAUUUUGUGUCUGGCGUGUAGAGCAGCUCCUUGGAUGAGGGCUAUCACAUGCCUCAGAUGCCGGGAUUUUAUGCUGUGUGUUUUAUUCACCUGCUCAGAUCCGGUGGGGUCCUGCUGGAAACCCUUGGAUGAGAGGGAUGGAAAUUAAGCCAUCAGACUCCAGCCCGGGAAGUUGCCCUGCCCCAGCUCUUCCAGUGAUGCUGGGUGAUAUGGCUUCCUUCUCUUCUCCAGAAGGCUACAGACCAUGGCAAGCAGGCAGAAGUCCCAGCAGUGGGCAAAACCUUCUUGGCACAGAAGACCAAUGGAGGUGUCCAGAUCAACAGCACACCUCGCUUUCUGUCCAGAUACAACACAUCAGUGUCCAAAGAAAACAGCUAGUGAAUUCUAGCAUUUCAAGCACUCCGUGGGGAUAGCUGACCCUGUCUGAGAGGUGUAAAACCAGUGUUUAUUUUAUCCAGCAUGAACAACACUCCUUCCUGCCUCCCCUGUGCUGUUUGGCAAGGGCCACCCACCAGGCAGCUGUACACUGUGGCCAAGCAGGUGAGUGUAUGCUGGUGGAAGCAGCCCAGAAGUGACCACUCACUAGCAGUGCCUCUGAUGCUGGAGGAGUGCAGGGUGUGGAGGCUGCAAUGCUCAGCCCCACAACUGGCCCCCAUCAGCCCAUCACCCGCAAGGAGAGUGCCAUAUUUAAUGCCCACUCAAACACCCUCAUGCUGUGCUUUGUAAACUGGCCAAGCUGCCCAUAGUGAAAGAGGAACACAUCCUUCAGGACCUGUCAGUCCCUGAGGGUUUUAACAGAAACCAGUAAGGAGGUGGCC
Molecule: messenger RNA, 2925 nt
Organism: Pogoniulus pusillus (Red-fronted tinkerbird)
Lineage: Eukaryota; Metazoa; Chordata; Aves; Piciformes; Lybiidae
Gene: PROX2
Product: prospero homeobox 2
Exons: 4
Biological process (GO): regulation of transcription by RNA polymerase II
Cellular component (GO): nucleus
Molecular function (GO): RNA polymerase II cis-regulatory region sequence-specific DNA binding; DNA-binding transcription factor activity, RNA polymerase II-specific
Source: RefSeq, a predicted model, not a curated record